Molecule: messenger RNA, 1891 nt
Organism: Pantherophis guttatus
Lineage: Eukaryota; Metazoa; Chordata; Lepidosauria; Squamata; Colubridae
Gene: B4GAT1
Product: beta-1,4-glucuronyltransferase 1
Biological process (GO): protein O-linked glycosylation via mannose
Cellular component (GO): Golgi apparatus
Molecular function (GO): glucuronosyltransferase activity
Source: RefSeq, a predicted model, not a curated record
GCGCUGGAGGGAGCCUCUUGGAGAGCAAGCCCCCUCCCACACGCCUCCCCCCCCACUUUCGAUUUGCAAGCCUGGCACUGAGAAGCAUUUUGCAAGGUUUGCUCGCGCGACCUUUUGCAAAGAGGGAAAGGGCGCCACGGGGAGAGCCAAUGGGCCAAGCUUGAGGCUUGGGCUUGCUUGCUCCCCCUUUCGCCCCACCCAUGACCUGCUCCUGUUUCCAAGCGCUCAUCCUGGCCCUGGGACUGGUGGCCGGCUUGCAAUUGCUUUAUUUGGCUCUGCUCUCCGGCUGGCAUGGACAGGAGCAGCGGUCGCGCUACGCCCAGCUUUUCCAGACGCGCCAUGCCGUGCCAAGCAACGGGCACAAGCAGAGGCUCAAGCCGGUGCUGGCUAGCGGAGGCAUCCUGGACGCCAGCGGGCAGUACCGCAUCUACCGGGACAUGCUGCGGGCUUCUUGGGAUGGACAGGACCGGCAGGACGUGGUACUGGUAACCCACACUAGCUUGGGCAACCUGCAUCACUCUCAGCAGCUGGUGGAGCGCUGGCACGGGCCAGUCUCGGUGGCCCUCUUCGCGCCGGGCACUGACGACGUGCGCCAGGCCACGGCGAUGGUCUACGCCUUAGCCAUCCUGUGUGCCCCUCUCCGGCAGUGGCUUCGGCUGCACCUGGUGUGUCCUGCCAACCAAAUGGCUUCCUUCCCCGAGCAGGACCAGGACGAGGGGGAAUUCGCCCGUCUCCAGUCCUGCGGAGAUGUUUUUGCCAAGCUGGCACAGCUAGGGGCGGGCCGGCGUAACUAUGCCAUGGACGUUGCCAAUGUUUCGUAUCCCAACAACUUGCUGCGCAACGUAGCCAGAGAGGCAGCCGGCGGGCACUGGGCGCUGGUGGUCGACAUGGAUAUGGUGCCCAGCGAGGGUCUGCGAGAAGAUUUCCUGGUUUUGCCUAAAGCCACCGACGAGGGGACGCCGCGGGUGUUUGUGGUGCCGGCCUUUGAGAUCCGUCACACGCGCCGGAUUCCGGCUAGCAAAGCGGAGCUGGUGCAGCUGUAUCAAGUGGGGGAGAUCCGGCCGUUUUACGAGGAGCUGUGCCCCCGGUGCCAGGCUCCCACAAACUUUUCCCACUGGUUGAACCUUCCCGCGGGAGGCUCCCUGCGUGUGGCCUACGAGGUGGCAUGGCGAGACCCUUGGGAGCCCUUCUAUGUGGGGGCUACCUCAGUGCCUCCAUACGACGAACGUUUCAAGCAGUACGGCUUUAACCGGAUCAGCCAGGCCUGCGAACUCCAUAUUGCCGGCUACCAGUUUGCAGUGCUGAGCAAUGCCUUUUUGAUUCACAAGGGAUUCAAGGUGGUGGGCGAAUUCCACGCGCAAAAGGAUGCUGAGAACCAGCGCAACAAAAUCCUUUUCCGACAAUUCAAGCAGGAGCUGAAGAGCAAAUACCCGGAAUCGCCACGGAGAUGUUGAAAUGCAUUUUGCAGAGUUUAAAUUCAGCUACUGUGGACUUGGAGUGGAGCUACAAAUAGGAUGAGAAGAAACUCUGCCUGCGGUAUAAUUUGUACGAAUAAGCUGUCAUUGGUUUCAUUGCUGCACUGCAUUAGUCAGUUUCUGACUGUCGUUUUGUACUACAGGCUGACAGAAUUAGGUCCAAGAUUAUGAAAUGAUGUUGUGAGAACAUGGGAAAGAACUUCCACUUUUGAACCCUGAGAGACAUGAAAUAGUAGACCAUUGUGCAACGAGAUUCUUCCGUUUUGUGCCUGACCUUCCUUCUACAACUGGCCACCUCAGUGUCUUGUUCUGCACAAUAAGAAAGGAUUGCAUAGGUCCUGGAAGAGAAGUGCUUAAAUUAUUCCCUGUACUUUAAAAUAACAAACCACCUGUUCAUUAAAGUGAAUAAUUUCAAA